CCUGCAACAACUCCAGGUUCAACAUGUUAUCGCAGUUGGCACGUCAUAGACCAUGGUUCUUGGCAUUGUCCAAGGUGCCGUUUAAGGCUACGAGAUGCAAUUCCACCGCCGCUUCGGCAACCCCUUUCGGCUUCCAAAGUGCCUGGACUCAACCACCCCACGCAGACGCACUCAUACCAUUUGUUGUGGAACAGACGGCUCGUGGGGAACGAUCAUAUGAUAUUUUCUCGCGCUUGUUGAAGGAGCGUAUCAUCUGUCUCAAUGGCAAUAUCCAUGACAGUCUGGCUUCAGUGAUUGUUGCGCAGUUGUUGUUUCUAGAAGCCGAAAAUCCUGAAAAGCCUAUAAACAUAUACAUCAACUCUCCAGGAGGAAGUGUGACAGCUGGAAUGGCCAUUUACGAUACUAUGCAGUACAUUCAAUCUCCUGUAACAACACUAUGUGUUGGACAGGCAUGUUCAAUGGCAUCUCUUCUUCUAACAGCUGGAGAACCUGGAAAGCGGUAUGCGCUUCCAAAUGCUUCCAUCAUGAUUCACCAACCUUCAGGCGGAGCAUCUGGUCAAGCAUCAGAUAUUGCCAUCCAUGCUCGUGAGAUACUCAGAGUUCGGGAGAGACUGAAUAGGAUGUAUCAAAAGCAUACUGGUAUCCGAGAAUUGGAAACUAUUGAAAAAAUGAUGGAAAGAGAUUAUUUCAUGACAUCGGAGGAGGCUUUAUCGGUUGGUCUGAUUGACAAAGUUCUAGAGAAGCGAUCACCCGGGAAAGGGCCUGAGCUUUGAACGUAAUAAACUGCCUCCACAUUGUGAAGUAAAAUGUUUUUUCUGAGUAAAUUAAAA
This is a messenger RNA of Umbelopsis ramanniana AG, 830 nucleotides long. RefSeq lists its product as uncharacterized. Lineage: Eukaryota; Fungi; Mucoromycota; Umbelopsidomycetes; Umbelopsidales; Umbelopsidaceae. The coding region runs from base 24 to 773 and encodes 249 amino acids. Gene Ontology annotation, molecular function: ATP-dependent peptidase activity; serine-type endopeptidase activity; ATPase binding. The record is from RefSeq and is a predicted model, not a curated record. The transcript has 7 exons. Gene Ontology annotation, biological process: protein quality control for misfolded or incompletely synthesized proteins. Gene Ontology annotation, cellular component: endopeptidase Clp complex.